Molecule: messenger RNA, 1908 nt
Organism: Macroventuria anomochaeta
Lineage: Eukaryota; Fungi; Ascomycota; Dothideomycetes; Pleosporales; Didymellaceae
Exons: 3
Coding region: 460-1908 (482 amino acids)
Source: RefSeq, a predicted model, not a curated record
CAACAAGAGCAGGUCCUCUGCCACCCUUUGCACGUGAGAGACAUCGACGAGGGAUACUAUCGAGGGCCGAGGCCUCUGCCAACUCGACUAGAAGCUGGCGGUGGCUUGUCCACUUGUACUAUCAACUCCUCGUCAUCGACGGCCGCGCGCUCUCCACCACGGUAUCGGAUUACCUGGUCCGUGGCCGCUCCUGCACGAAACACUCGUGCGCCCUCCUUUGCGCACCCACCGCGAUUGACUCUGUCCAUGAUUCUGCAAUCGCUCCUGGCUGUCUUUUGUCGAGGGCUGCAAUGACUUUCCAAACCGCGCAGUGUGAUUUUGCCGUACACCUUCUCGACCGGCACCUCCCUUCUUCUCCUCCGUCGCAGCGCACGCGAGCGAUAUCUUAGAUUGCGACCUCCUAUAGUUGUGUAGAGCGGUGCUGCACCUCGCACCAGAUUUAUUCCGCCUGCUACCGGCAUGUCGUGGUUCUUGCGCGGAGUCCAAAGCGCCGUCUUCCAUUACGCUUCAUGUGCGCCGUGCACCGGUUACAACGACAGCCGAAAACGACGGAGAGAAGCAAAGCGAGCUAGGAAAGCGAGAGAGAAGCUGGUGCUGGAGCAGCCGGAGACAUACCACCACCCCGAACCGACCGGCACCAAUCCAUACUGGGGCGAGGAGAUCGCCUUGGGCCCCGGGCCGCCUCCGCGAAGAGCGCGCAGGACGAACACUGGCAGCACAAGAGGACCGGCAAAGGUGGGGUUGCAGAGCACGGUCGUCAGCCAGAACGGAAGCAGCUUGGACGGUGAGCGAGCCAACGAUCUGCGCCUAAGCGACGACACCAUUGACGACGACGACACAUGGAAUCUGAAGCGCUACCAGAGAGAGGACGAAGAUCUAUGGGGACUGGACGAGGCGCCAAUACCCGUGCAGCAGACGACAUCAGGGUCAUCAUCGAGUGGACUGGGCAGUGUACUAGGGUACAAGAUGAGCAGACCAGGCACUUCACGGUCAGGAAGCUACUACUCGGCGCGCGCACCGCCCGUCAACGACCUCCACCCGCCCGUCGUCAGCCUGCCAUCCCCAGAUGUUGCCGACAAUCGGUGGAUGCUCCAGCCCCCACCCAAAGCUAGCGUCAUGGCUGGGAAAGAGCGAGCAACCCACCGGAGCCGCAGUGGGAGCGGGGCAAGCAGUCGCGUGGAGUUGAGUCUUCAGCGACAGGUCAGCACACGGCAGCUGAUGCACAGACUCGAGCGAGGGCAGACGCAGGAGCUGCCGUCAAUAACACCGCAGGGCUCAUACACCGACCUGCUUUCCAGCCAACGCCGCAACAGGAGCAGAACACCUCAAGCGCGACCGCCGUCCUCUACCAGCUCGAGGAUGCGCCGCGACACCGCCAUCACACUGAACAGAACCGACACGACAGAAUCGCAGACCUCAAUCAUACGGGGGAGAACCACGCCAACAGCUUCCCGCACCGUCUCCGUCCGCCAAAGCCGGCCCGUCCUCUCAACCGUAGUAUCCAGCGGCUCCGCCGUCAACCUAUCUCCCCCCGGCCCACAGAGCAGCGACGAGAACGCGGUCCCGUCACAGCCAGAAGCCGUGCACUACCGCCUCGCAACCCAGUCCUCCGACUCGCUCCUCGCACCGCGCACACUGCCCCGCCGCGAACGCGCUCCGCUCAACUCCUCGGACAUCUCGUCGCUCAACUGCCUCCAAGACACCGUCUCGCCGCGCGCGCUGCUCAGCUCAAGAUUUGUUUCUGCGCCGCUGGUCGAAGCGAAGAUUCGUCUGCCGCCGUCGAAUGACGAUCUGGCUGCAGGCGCACGGGAUGACGAGGCAAAGAAUGAGGGGUCUAUGCCUGCGCCGUUCGACAGCCAGGGCGUGGUGGAGAGGGAUCCGCGGCUGAGGUGGAGCGUGGACUUCUGA